Arabis nemorensis is the source of this 1299-nucleotide messenger RNA. The record is from the annotation of a GenBank genome assembly. Lineage: Eukaryota; Viridiplantae; Streptophyta; Magnoliopsida; Brassicales; Brassicaceae.
AUGAAGUUAUCAAAUAUUCCGCAACGAUAUGUGAUAGUCUUCUUAACUUUUCUCAGCACCUCCGUGUGUUACAUAGAGCGUGUUGGCUUCUCUAUUGCAUAUACAGUUGCUGCAGAUGCUGCUGGGAUCAAUCAGUCAAGCAAAGGAACCAUACUUGCCACAUUCUUUGUUGGCUAUGCGUGUUCUCAAGUCCCUGGCGGUUGGGCAGCUCAGAAAAUUGGGGGAAGGAAAGUUCUCCUUCUGUCAUUUGUUUUAUGGUCAUCGACGUGUUUCUUGGUUCCGCUUGAUCCAAACAGAGUCGGGCUCUUGGUUGUUGCCCGUUUACUUGUUGGUGUAGCCCAAGGUUUCAUCUUUCCCUCUAUCCACACAGUUUUGGCUCAGUGGGUUCCUCCUCAUGAAAGGUCUAGAUUAGUUUCAAUAACGACCUCGGGAAUGUAUCUAGGCGCAGCUUUAGGAAUGUGGUUUCUCCCUGUUUUAGUUGAGCUUAGAGGUCCGGAAUCAGUUUUCUUAGCAGAAGCAUUAGCAGGUGUCAUAUGGUCAUUGCUUUGGGUUAGGUACGCCACUGACCCACCUCGAUCCGAGCAUCCAAAAGCCGCUGCUGCUGGAUUCGGAGGUGCUCUAUUGCCAACUAAUGUAAACCAGCAUAAAGUUACUCAUAUCCCAUGGAAGAAAAUCCUGCUCAGUUUACCCGUUUGGGCGAUUGUGGUUAACAAUUUCACAUUCCAUUAUGCUUUAUAUGUGCUCAUGAACUGGCUUCCGACCUAUUUUGAGCUUGGACUCCAGAUCAGUCUUCAGGGAAUGGAUUCAUCCAAGAUGGUGCCAUACCUCAACAUGUUUGUAUUCUCCAUUGUUGGUGGUUUUGUCGCAGACUAUUUGAUCACCAGGAGAAUACUAUCAGUAACCAGGACCCGUAAGUUCUUGAACACGGUUGGGUUUCUAGUUGCUUCAGCCGCAUUGAUGGCUUUGCCUCAAUUUAGAACUUCAAACGGUNUGAUCUUAUGCUCCUCUGUAGCUCUUGGUUUUCUGGCUCUAGGAAGAGCUGGUUUCGCGGUGAACCAUAUGGAUAUUGCUCCGAGAUACGCAGGAAUUGUGAUGGGAGUUUCAAAUACUGCUGGUACAUUAGCUGGAAUCAUUGGUGUUGAUUUGACUGGAAAGCUUCUUGAAGCAUCUAAAUUGGUUUACUCAGAUUUGUCGCAUCCAGAGAGCUGGAGAGCUGUGUUCUUCAUCCCGGGUUUGCUCUGUAUCUUUAGCUCCGUUGUGUUUUUGCUGUUUUCUACAGGAGAAAGAAUCUUUGAUUGA